GUGCAAUUUACAGAAGGAAAGAAGAGAGGUUCAAAAUGAACACAAGGAAAUUGUUUUUAGUUACUGGAAAAAUGCUCAUUUCCUUUGGAAUCCUAAGCCUCAUUUCAGGAACUAUUGCCUUUUUUCCUGUUUUUUCUUAUAAACCAGGGUUUGUUGGAUGGAGCGUUCGCAUUGCUUCCCCCAUCUGGAGCGGAUCUUUGGCUGUUAUUACAGGUGUCCUUAUUACUCUGGCUGAGAAACAGUGGACCUCAAGAUACCUGUGGGAAGCUGCUUUUGCCUUUAGCAUCUUCAAUGUCAUCAGCUCUCCUGUUCAAAGCGCUAUCGCCAUGGCAUCUCUCCUUCUGGGCCCCUAUUGCUAUUAUUCUUUUGCUGGGGUUUCAGGUACAAACUAUCUCAGUUAUGCCAUUUCAUCGUUUUUUCCUUAUGGCAAGUUUGCUUCUUCAUGCAAAGAUCCAUUACAUUAUGAGUGGUAUCACCUGGUGUUGCAAAUGCUAGACUUCAUCUCCGGCCUUGUCAUUCUAAGUGCAUCUUUGACAACUGUGAUCAAGCUCACAGCAAGACUCUUCCAGUUUGGACAUUUAAACGGAGAAAGGAAUUCAUGGUGAUCUGGGACCUCCAUACAUCUGGACUGAACUUCACGGAGGAGGUUGAAUGUCAUCUUUACAAAAGCAACAGUUUCUCACAAAUCUCCAGUUAAAUGAUGCAACAAACAUGUUAAUUUAAAGGCAUAAUCAUAUAAGAAUAUAGAUUCUUAAAAAUCCAAAUAGCAUUGUAAACCAUUGUAAACAAUUUGCUUCCCACAUAGUUGUUAUCGGGAGAAUUUGUUUUCAAAAUGGCCAUCCAGAUUCUCUUUAGAACAGGGCUGUCAAACACGCGGUGUCAUGGUGGCGUCAUGUGAUGUAUCACGACUUUCCCCCCCUUCGCUAAACCGGGCAUGGGCAUGGCCAGCACGUGACACAUCCGGCUCAUGGGCCGCAAGUUUGAUAGGCCUGUUUUACAACAUCUAGCAAAAGAAGAUCUCCUGAGGCAGGUCUGUCCCAUUGUUGAACACUUCUUAUCGUUCAGACAUUUUUCAUGAUGCUGAAUUACUGAAAUGUACUUCCUUGUAAAUAAGUCAUUGUUUCCUGUCCUGUUUUAUGAAUAAUAAUGAAUAAUUAUAUCCAUCUUUUACAUGACGGCCAUUCAGAUAAGAUUACAUCCAGGGGUGGGUUCUAAAUUUUUUUACUACUGGUUCUGUGGGCGUGGCUUAUUUUGUGGGUGUGGCUUGGAGGUCAUGUGACUAGGUGGGUGUGGCUACCUGGUCAGAGUCAUUUCUGGAAGGUCCUCGCACUUACGGCCAGUCCUCGCACUUACGAUCCGACUUAUUUGUUUGCUUUUAACACUGAUCAGCUGUAGGACGGCCCUUUGAAGCCCCGCGGCAAGAGUUUAAACAGUUUUUUUCACUCUAGUCAUCAGCUGGGACUCAGGAGGCAGCAAUAGAUUGGGGGUGGGACCAAA
Molecule: messenger RNA, 1497 nt
Organism: Pantherophis guttatus
Lineage: Eukaryota; Metazoa; Chordata; Lepidosauria; Squamata; Colubridae
Gene: TMEM212
Product: transmembrane protein 212
Cellular component (GO): membrane
Source: RefSeq, a predicted model, not a curated record